Molecule: messenger RNA, 1041 nt
Organism: Symbiodinium necroappetens
Lineage: Eukaryota; Dinophyceae; Suessiales; Symbiodiniaceae
Source: the annotation of a GenBank genome assembly
AUGGCUUGGCGAGGCAGGUGCAACAUCAAGCGGAUCCAGUGGCCUCGUGGGCGGGCGAUGCUGCCACUCCCCGAUGAGCCCUACGUGGUGGAGGUGCCAAGGAACUGGAACACAAGGAUGCGUCGCAGUUUAGAGCAUGAUGUACUCCUUGGCACCAUGGGAAAUGUUACCUGCACGCCAAGCCAAGCCGGCAGCAAGCGGAUAGGCACCUUCGAGAUGACGUUGGCCCAGUACCUUCAAGAAUGGUUGCCAAAGCCUAUCAGUAAGAAUGCCGAGGACAACCGAUACGUUUUUGGUGAAUUUGGAGAGAACUGGGCACCUCUUAGAGAGUCCUACAACUUGCCUCCUUGCCAAGUCUGUACUCAAGCUGCAGCUGCCAUCACGAUAGGUCUCGGGGGCUCCUUUUCUGGUGCACCAUGGCACUUCCACAACGCUGCUUUUGUGGAGGUCUUCCAUGGCUCGAAACACUUCGUAUUUCUACCUCCCGGAGAUCCUGCAAUUGAAGAAAUAGAGACUGACAUGCAGUUCAAUGCAUCAAUGUCGCAGUACCACUGGCACCUGGAGCGCAGACCGGAGAUGGAAGCUUCUGGCCAGCUGCAGAAUUUGCAAGAGUGCUUAAUUCAGUCCGGUGAGCUACUUUAUUUCCCGGACGGCUGGCAUCAUGGUGUGGUGAACUUCGGGAAAUACACUGCCUUUGUGAGCAGCUUCAUCAACAGGGACCUGUUGAAGCAGGAAGCUGCUCCGAAAAGCGGCAAAGAGGGCCAAGGCGAUGGUCGAUGUCGAAGGAAGUCAUGGCAGAAGCGAUUUGGCAUCGUCCAUCACGUUUCUGCAAGAGGAGUCCACGUUUUGGAACCUCACGUUUUGUACUCUAUGCCGCUACGAUGCGCUGUUUGGGCCGGGACACAAAGAGGGAGGGGGCCUUCAUGCAGCCGUUCCAAACGAGGUUUUUGCGGCUUUGGAGAGAGAGUCCCUUGGCAAGUUGGAGUGCUUUGCAUCGCCGCUGCUGUGCCAGAAGACGUGGCACUUCUGCUCGAUCUUUAA